AUGGCCGCCGCGAGGGCCGCCCCGCGCGAUCUGACGUCAGAGCUUGGAGAGGCGGGCGCCGCCCGGUUGGCCUCGGCGCCUCCUUACGGAGUUGGCGUAAGGGGGAGAGGCGCCACCGGGGGAGGCCCGGCUGGGGAGCGGUGCUCGGGGCGGGGGCCUGGUCCGCGCCCGGGCUCCCAGCUACUGACCUGGCGGCGUGGCGAGUGGAGGGGAGAGACAGUUGGAGGCAAGCGUCCGUGCCCCGUCCACCCCCGCCGCCUCAGCCUCCUGCGCGGGGUCGCAACAGAAAGAACCCUUCAGAGAGGAACGCCAGCAACCUCCUGUCUCCAUCUUCAUCAGCCUGCCUGCCCCCAUGCCCACCCUGCCCGACAUUGCAGGGCAUCAGCCACCUCUGUAUUACUUACCAGGAAUGGCCAGGCGCUUGUCACCAGGAGCAGAAGGGUUGAGAGCUUACGCCCCGACGUGAGCCCGCCUGUACUGGAGAGCUGGCUCUGCCACGUCCUAAGUCCUUGCUCAAAAUGCCAGCCAGGGGGAGUUGCAUGGAUCUGUGCGUGGAACCGAAGGGAGGAGGGCAGCUGCUCCUUGGAGAAUCUGACCUUCACAGCUUCUGGAGCAGAAAGACUGUUUCUACAGAAGAGCCCAAGCAAACCUCUGACCUCCAGGCUCAGAAAAGCAGAAAAACCAGAUGAAGCCACACCAUUGCUGACAUCAGGACCAGAUGCACUGAUCAGCUACCUGGUAACCUAGUGCUGACCAAUUAAUAGAGACCAUGACCCUGAUUCUAUGCCCUUAUUUUUAUGAAUCAGCAUAUUAAAGAACACACCUAGAAAGCUGAUGAAUAUUCUAUUGAGAUCCUCCCUUGAGGCCUCCCCUAAAAUCCAUGUCUUUAGAAAAUGGAUAAAAACUUUUAAGACAAA
This is a messenger RNA of Myotis lucifugus (little brown bat), 917 nucleotides long. RefSeq lists its product as uncharacterized. The coding region runs from base 1 to 747 and encodes 248 amino acids. The record is from RefSeq and is a predicted model, not a curated record. NCBI's taxonomy places the organism in Eukaryota, Metazoa, Chordata, Mammalia, Chiroptera, Vespertilionidae. The transcript is spliced from 6 exons.